AUGUUCAGCCAUUUUGAUAAGGACCUCUUUAUAAGUCUCUUCUCUUUUACGUUCCAUUCAUUCAUUCAUUCAUUUUAUUCAAUUGUUCUUUCUUUCUUUCGUUAUUUCUUUCUUGCUUUAUUUUUUCAUUUAUUUUUCUGUUUUUUUUUGGGGUUUUUUUUGACAUAUUUUCUGAUUUCGCAGAUUUCUUUUCGUUUUUCUUUUCCAUUUCGUUCUUUUUCAUUGUCUUUAAUUCUUUCUGUAUUUGUCGAUAUGUUUUUCUUCUCUCUUCCUUUUUUUUUACAUUUAGGCUUCCAUUAUUUUGAUGUGUUUUACAUUUUCCUUUUUAUUUUCAUUUAUUUUCGUUUCUCUUUUUACUUUUUUUUUCUUUCGGCUUUUUUCUUAAUCUUCUUUUCUGGCUUAUAUUUUGUCUUUCUUUCUUUCUUUCUUUCUUUCUUUCUUUCUUUCUUCCUUCCUUCCUUCCUUCCUUUCUUUCUUUGUAAAAUGUUCUUUUCGUUUUUUUUCUCUCUUUUUCUUUCUCUCAAUCUUUUACAUUCCUUCUUCACUGAUAUUUUCCUUUUUUUUUUCUCCCACAAUUCUAGCUUUCAUUCUCAAUGUUCAAUAUUUAAGUAG
Acanthosepion pharaonis is the source of this 612-nucleotide messenger RNA. Lineage: Eukaryota; Metazoa; Mollusca; Cephalopoda; Sepiida; Sepiidae. The record is from the annotation of a GenBank genome assembly.